Messenger RNA from Eublepharis macularius, 1604 nucleotides. It is a transcript of the gene METAP2, whose product is annotated as methionyl aminopeptidase 2. Lineage: Eukaryota; Metazoa; Chordata; Lepidosauria; Squamata; Eublepharidae. The transcript is spliced from 11 exons. Gene Ontology annotation, biological process: proteolysis. The record is from RefSeq and is a predicted model, not a curated record. Bases 40 to 1488 code for a protein of 482 amino acids. Gene Ontology annotation, molecular function: metalloaminopeptidase activity.
GCCUGUGGCAGUCGCGGGAGUGACGGCGGGUGCUGCAACAUGGCGGGCGUGGAGCGAGGAGGCAGCCCCGAGGCGGAGAACCAGCACCUGAAUGGGGAGUUGCUUUUGGACCCCGACGAGAGGGAAGGCGCCGUAGGGCCUGGCGCCGACGAAGGGGCCAAGAAGAAGCGCAAGAAGAAGAAGAAGGGCAAGGGAGCCGCCGCGGGACAACAGGAAACCGAAAGAGAGUUGGAUACAACACUUGAUGAAGCUACAAAACAAUUGGAUAAACAGUCACUGGAAGAAAAGGAAAAAGAUGAGGAUGAUGAAGAUGGAGACGGUGAAGGUGAUGGUGCAGCAGGGAAGAAGAAGAAGAAGAAGAAAAAGAAGAAAGGACCUAAAGUCCAGACAGAUCCUCCAUCUAUUCCAAUAUGUGAUUUGUUUCCCAAUGCGGUAUUUCCAAAAGGUGAAGAGUGUGAAUAUCCACCAACACAAGAUGGGCGAACCGCUGCUUGGAGAACGACAAGUGAUGAAAAAAGGGCACUAGAUCAAGCAAGUGAAGAAAUCUGGAAUGAUUUCAGAGAGGCUGCUGAAGCACACAGACAAGUGAGGAAAUACGUAAGGAGUUGGAUCAAACCUGGAAUGACAAUGAUAGAAAUAUGUGAAAAAUUAGAAGAUUGUUCCCGGAAGUUGAUCAAGGAGAAUGGCCUAAAUGCUGGGCUUGCAUUUCCCACAGGGUGUUCUCUCAAUAACUGUGCAGCCCACUACACUCCCAAUGCUGGAGAUCCAACUGUAUUGCAGUAUGACGAUAUCUGCAAGAUAGAUUUUGGAACACAUGUCAGUGGUCGAAUCAUUGACUGUGCUUUUACUGUCACAUUCAAUCCAAAAUAUGACAGACUCUUACAAGCUGUAAAAGAUGCAACUAAUACUGGAAUAAAGUGCGCUGGAAUAGAUGUUCGUCUUUGUGAUGUUGGUGAGGCUAUCCAAGAAGUCAUGGAAUCUUACGAAGUUGAAAUUGAUGGCAAAACAUAUCAAGUGAAACCUAUUCGCAACCUCAAUGGACAUUCUAUUGGACCAUAUAGGAUACAUGCAGGCAAAACAGUGCCCAUUGUGAAGGGAGGAGAAGCAACAAGGAUGGAAGAGGGAGAAGUGUAUGCUAUAGAAACAUUUGGUAGCACAGGAAAAGGGGUUGUUCAUGAUGAUAUGGAAUGUUCUCAUUAUAUGAAGAACUUUGAUGUUGGACAUGUGCCAAUAAGGCUUCCAAGAGCAAAACACUUGCUGAAUGUUAUCAAUGAAAAUUUUGGCACUCUUGCCUUCUGCCGCAGAUGGCUGGAUCGUCUGGGAGAAAGUAAAUACUUAAUGGCUCUGAAGAACCUGUGUGACUUGGGUAUAGUGGAUCCAUACCCUCCAUUAUGUGAUAUUAAAGGCUCAUACACAGCACAGUUUGAGCAUACCAUAUUAUUACGCCCAACAUGCAAAGAAGUUGUCAGCAGAGGAGAUGACUAUUAAAGUUUCAAGGCCAUUACAUCACCUAGGUACUCUAGGCUCUGUUGGAACACAUUAUGCCAGAAUAAAUUUGCAGUCUUUUAACAGCGGACCCAAUGUGAUCUUUUCAUGUUUGGAAA